ACUAGGUAUUUAGUCGGCUAGUACGCUUCUAAGCGAAUUCUUCGCAAAAGAUACUUUCCGCACAGCAAUCGUAGCUCAGAUACCGCGUGCCUCUUGCCCACUCGGACAGAAGCGCUCGAAUUCUGCUUCUACAGUUCUAGCUCGGAUAGAGUGGUGUAUUCUGCUACAUACCCUUCAGUGCUGAACAGUGUAAUAUGUGACUAUAGUGCUUGCAGAUUCCGGUGGUCUUCAAUAUAGUGCGAAAUAUAUUUCUUCAGUGAAAGUUUGAAUUUUGUGAGGUAUCUUCAAAACUUAGUGCUGAACAUCUUCAUAUACGAAGUCUUCAAACCCCAAAAACUUACAAAUCUAUGAUUUACUCAAAUUGAGUAUAUUUAAUUGAUUUAAUCUCGAACACUCGAUCGUAGACGAUAGGACUAAAGAUGAAUGAGGGUUACAAUUGCGGUUUAUCAUUUUGGCAUCCAAAAUGGUUACAAAAAUUUGCAAACAUUCGAUGGUUUAUGGCAGUCUAUGGUCUGCUGGGAACCGUACAAGGAAUAUCAACCACUUAUCUGAUUGCAACGAUAACUACAUUGGAAAGAAGAUUUCAUAUGCCAAGUCAAACGACAGGCAUCGUUUUAAGUGGCAAUGAAAUAUCGCAAAUUUUUCUCUCGUUAAUUCUAUCUUAUAUUGGUGGUCAAAAGAAUCGCCCACGAUGGAUAGCAUGGGGAAUGGUUUUCUGUGGUUUAUCUUGUCUCGUCAUUGCUACUCCUCAUUUAAUUUAUGGACUCGGUGAAGAGACGUUCCACCUGACGAAGGAAUAUUAUGAUGGUAUUGGAAGAAAUUGGACCGACGCGAUAUCGGCAAACGCAACUGCUGCCGCUGGGCCAUCACAUAAAAGGAGCUCCCUAUGCGAAACGAUAGGAGUCGAUAAUAAAAAAUGCAACAAUCUAGUCACACUUUUGCCGCUGAUUCUAAUCUUUCUUUCACAAUUCAUCUUGGGAGUCGGAAAUACUUUAUAUUAUACGUUGGGACAAACAUAUGUGGAUGAUAAUACAAAAAAAAAGAAUACUCCAUUGUUAUUCGCAUAUGCCUUGGCUAUGCGCAUGAUUGGCCCAACUUUAGGAUUCAUUUUAGGUACUGGAAUGCUUAGCAUCUUCAUAGAUCCGUCCAAAACGCCGUUGAUUAAAGGAACAGAUCCUCGCUGGCUAGGAGCUUGGUGGCUUGGAUGGAUUAUAAUUGGAUUCAUUAUGUUUAUAUUUUCUGGCUUACUUGCACUAUUUCCACAACAAUUACCUAGAAAAGACCAACACAUUGUAGAUAAUUCUAUAUCGGACACUCCACGAUCCACCGAGCUGUUUUCGUUGAAUGCUACAGUAAUUCCGGAGAAAAAAAUAGAAGAAACCCAAACAAUGGAACGAAGUGAAAUAAGUUGGGAAGACUUCAUCAGCUCUCUGAAAAGAGUACUCCCCAACAAGAUUGUUUUCUACAAUAAUUUAUCUGGCGUUUUCUACAUUCUCGGUGCCGCUGGCUAUGUGACAUAUUUAGGACGUUAUGUUGAAGUGCAAUUUCAAAGAAGUUCGAAAAAUGCAACAGGUUUAAGUGGUGCAUUACCAAUGUUAGGAAUGAUGACGGGAAUUAUAGUUUCCGGUUGGGUGCUCUCGAAAAAACGACCAGCUGCCAGUAAAGUCCUUUUUUGGAAUGUGAUUAUUGGUUGCUGUUACGUUAUAGGACAAUUUUCGUAUCUGUUCUUCUAUUGUCCAGAUAAUAGUGCGUCGUUAUUGAAGGAAAGGGCCAUUGUAAACACCUGUAACGAGAACUGCCACUGUGACGAGGUACGCUAUACACCAGUAUGCCACGAACCAAGCAACCAAGUGUUCUUCUCACCAUGCCAUGCAGGUUGCAAGACCUGGGAACCUAAGCAGAAUAUAUAUUCAAAUUGCAGCUGCCUUAGCAACAAUACUACUCCUUUCUUUUCCACAAUUUCACCUCUGGAUAGUCUAGCUUCAACCAUAAAACCUCCACCGGCGGAAGUCCUUGUCGGAGGACUCUGUACAGCAAAAAAUUGCUCCAUCCAAUUCUAUGCAUUUGCUCUAUUCACGAUGUUCAUUGGAUGGCUAAACUCUACCGGGAAAAUUGGAAACAUUUUAGUCAACUACCGAGCUGUCGCGGAUAAGGACAAAGCGUUCACGCAAGGACUCACAUUGACGGUUCUCAGUCUGUGUGCUUUCAUUCCGGGACCGAUCAUAUAUGGACGAAUUAUCGAUACUGCCUGCAUAUCAUGGAAUACAACAUGUGGAAAGCGUGGAGACUGUCAGUUGUAUGACCAGAAUGCGCUCAGAUACUACAUGGUUGGGAUGGGAAUGGUUUUCACUGCAGUUGGAACCAUAUUUGACUACUUGGUUUGGUACUAUGGCAAGAAUAUCGAUUUUUACGGUGAUGCCACGAUUACGGAGGAUCAAGCUGAGAAACCAAGGAAUGGAGAGGUUAUCGAACCUUUGAUAAACUAAAAAGCACUAGGAUUAAGAGUUUUUUUAAGAGGCAUUUUGUACAUAUUGACUCAAUAGUAAUAAUAAAAAUAUAAGUUUUGUACUUUUAAAA
This is a messenger RNA of Hermetia illucens (black soldier fly), 2577 nucleotides long. Its product is annotated as solute carrier organic anion transporter family member 74D-like. Gene Ontology annotation, cellular component: membrane. Gene Ontology annotation, biological process: sodium-independent organic anion transport; transmembrane transport. The coding region runs from base 420 to 2486 and encodes 688 amino acids. NCBI's taxonomy places the organism in Eukaryota, Metazoa, Arthropoda, Insecta, Diptera, Stratiomyidae. The transcript is spliced from 9 exons. The record is from RefSeq and is a predicted model, not a curated record.